Molecule: messenger RNA, 2145 nt
Organism: Micromonas pusilla CCMP1545
Lineage: Eukaryota; Viridiplantae; Chlorophyta; Mamiellophyceae; Mamiellales; Mamiellaceae
Exons: 1
Coding region: 1-2145 (714 amino acids)
Biological process (GO): attachment of GPI anchor to protein
Cellular component (GO): GPI-anchor transamidase complex
Source: RefSeq, a predicted model, not a curated record
AUGCGGCCCCACCGGGCGCUACUCGCCCUCGCUUCGAUCGCCGCGGUCGUGGCGGCGUCGUGCCUAUCCACCGCGGCCGCGUCCCCGGACCCCUCGUUGACCGACCUCCUCACGGGCGCGGACGAGACGUUCCGCGAGGAAGCGCUCGUGCGUCCGCUGCGCGACGGGCGCGUCGCGCUCGUCGCGUCGUUCGAGCAGACCGCGCCGCUCUCGAAGCUGCGCUUCGUGACGUUCCCGAACGAGAUCGCCGCGAUCGUGCGCGCGGCGCAGGUCGCGGACAUGGAGCUGUCGUUCACGCGGGUGCGUCGCGGAUCGUUCGCGCUCGCGCGCUUCCCGCGGGAUCCCGUCCACCACCCCUCUGGCGUUCGUCGCUCAUCGUCCCCACCACCUCCCUCGUCGCGCACACAGGGCCGGUGGGACUACCGCCGGUGGGGCCGCCCUCCCGUGGGCGCGAAGCCGAUCGGCGCGGAGCUCAUCGCGUCGUUCUUCGGCGACGACGACCCCGCGGAGCUCCGCGGGAGAUGGGAAAACGUCACGACGAUGUUAGGCGGCGUGUUUUGCGCGUCGCUGUCGCGGAUGCAAGAGGCCGCGGAAGCGAAAACGGCACCGAAACUGGCGUUUCACCAAUGGGACGGCGGUCCGGACGCGACCGCCAGCGCGCGCCCGAUCACGCACGCGUCGUUGCCCGCGGAGGCGGUGUGCACGGAGAACUUAUCCCCGUGGUUGAAGCUGUUGCCGUGCCGCGACGACGCGGGCGUCGCGGCGACGCUUCGGUCGCGCGCGGCGCUCUUCGGGUCCGGCUACGUCUCCUUCUCCGUCCGCGCGAGGGUCGUCGCGCGCGUCUCGACGAGGAUAUCGCCGGGAGAGUGGGGGAUAGAGCUCACGCAGCGCCUCACGACCGUGCUCGAGCCGGGGUGGACGGAGGGGCCCGACGCGAGGGGCCCGGGCUGGACGCUGAGCGAGCUAACGCGCGUCGGCGAGACGCUCGGUCGCCCGGGCCUCCCUCCCGCGUGCGCCGCCGCGAAUAGCAGCUCUUUGCACGUGGAGACGAUAUCGGACGCGGGCGCGCACGCCGCGGAGGCGCACGUCGUCGACGCGAACGAGAACGCGCGCGGUGGUGGUGGUGGUGAUGGGGGGGACUUCGCGACGCCGGCGAUCUCCGCGGCUCGAUCCGGAUCCGGCGACGGCGCGCCGACGACGAAGUCGUUCGACCUCGCGCGCGUCCGCGACGGGACGCGGUACGACGUGACCGUGCGCGCGAUGGACGCGCCGAGCCUUCCGCGGGGCGACGCCUGGAGAGAGACGAUGCGCGCGGCGAACACGCCGGAGUUGUACGCGGAGAGGAUCAUCACCGGGAGCGGGUACCACCGCGGAGGGAUGACCGUCGAGCUCAGACGGCCUUCUCGUCGCGCGGCGGCGGGCGCCACGGCGACGCGAGCGAGAGUGCUUCAGGUGCUUCCGUGGUACGUCCGCGCGUUCGUGCACACGCUCGUCGUGGAGAUCGACGGCGUGCCCGUCCCGCUGCCGAGCGGACGAAGACGAAGGGACGACGACGAGGACGACGACGCGCGCGGCGUCGUGGAGGGGCUGCGGUGGGUCCCCGCGAUCGACCGCGCGCGACCGUCGUCGACGGAGCUUCAACUUUUGAUCCCUUCAAACGCGACCGUCGCGCGCGUGAGCAUCGGUUUCGAGAAGGCGUUUCUUCACACGGACGAGUUCCCCCCGGACGCGAACAGAGGGUUCGACAUCCCCGCGGCGGUGAUCACGUUGCCGCCGCCGAGGACGCGAACGCGGGUCCGCGGGAGCGACGGCGGCGACGGCGGCGACGGCGGCGAGCGGUCGCCGCUGCUCGACGCCGUCGCGCGGCGCGGGGAAUGGAACGCCGCGGAGGUGAUGUACACGGACGGGUCGUUGCUUCCGUGGCCUACGCCUGACUUCUCCAUGCCGUUUAACAUCAUCACGAUGACGUCCACGGUCAUGGCGCUGUUAUCCGGUCUGAUGAUGAGGGAGUUGACCGCGCGGCACGGGUGGAGGACGGGCGAACGCGCGAAGAACACGCGGCGGGCGCGAAGAGAACGCGAGGCGAAAAAAAUGGCGAAGAGGGCGGCGCUCUUGAGACGAUUGAGAGCGUGCGCGAUAUCGUGA